AUGACGACCACGAAUUUCCCCCCCUUCUCCAGCCUAACCUCGCCAUGGUCGAGCGACACGGAUUCAUACUUCGAUGACGAGGUCCCAAUGACCAACGGCAUUGAGGAACUCGAUUACAUCCUAGGAUUCAGGGCCGCUGAAGAUGCAGCAUACGAGGCUAUGAUGGAGGAGCGUGAUCAGGGCAUAUUUGAUGAAUGGUACACUACGUUGCAACCUGUGCGGUGGUACAUGAACGUCUUUGCCUGGGCUGCUUCGCUGGGAAUCAUGGCCGAAGUCAACACGAUAUUCGGGGAUUACAUCUGGACGUGGGUUGAUUCCAAGAUCAAUAUCCAAAUGACUGAGUAA
This is a messenger RNA of Anthostomella pinea, 345 nucleotides long. Lineage: Eukaryota; Fungi; Ascomycota; Sordariomycetes; Xylariales; Xylariaceae. The record is from the annotation of a GenBank genome assembly.